Molecule: messenger RNA, 747 nt
Organism: Theileria orientalis strain Shintoku
Lineage: Eukaryota; Apicomplexa; Aconoidasida; Piroplasmida; Theileriidae
Exons: 8
Coding region: 1-747 (248 amino acids)
Source: RefSeq, a predicted model, not a curated record
AUGGGUUUUAUUUCCAAAUUGAUCUUAUUCUCGUUAUUCUACUUUAAAUUUAUUAAUUCCAAGAGCAGUGAGUUGGUUAAGGAUAUUCCCCUCUGUGGAGAAGGAUUUAAGGGUUUGCUAAAUUAUAAAUUCGGCAGGGAUGACGAUUAUCUCAUUACAAUCGCUUCUUUUUUGACCAAAAACACUCUAAAUUUAUACACAGGAAAUGUAAUUUACAAAAAAAUUGAUCUGACAGACUGUAUAUCCCCUCUCGAAACGCUGAAUAGCAAGUGUUUCUCCAUUAGAUCGGAGAAUAAUUUGCCAAAUAUAUUAUGUGCAACAAAUACACUGGAAAGGAAUGAAUGGAUGAACGCCAUAGAUUCCAGUAUGAUGUGCCAGCUCACACAAAUUAAAUCCAAGCUACCUUUGAUCCCUGGGGAAGAAACUCUUGAAGACCUUGAGGAGGAAGAACCGAAAGGAGUGAAUCUGUUCAUACACGAUGGGCCUUCUGGUAGACCUGAGAUCUAUAUUAACGGGAAAACCACAAAGGAACUAGAAGAACAACGAGAGGCUGAGUCGUUGAAAAAGACCACCUUUAACCCAGUUGAAGAUGUGAACAACCUCUUUGCCAACGCCGCUGUCAAUCUUGAUAUGGACAAUGCUUCUCCCAUUCUAGCCGAUGAGGAGGCUUUGAGUGAAGCUAGGGCCGAGGCAGGACUUACGUCUCAAAUACCCGCGCACGGAUACUACCACUAUCAGCAUAUAUAA